UUAUUGACAGAUUUAACACAUCAUCGUAUUCCUAACGGGGGGUUAGACUUCCAUAAUGGUGAAACGAUGAUUGAGAUCUCGGUGUCGUAUUCAUAGAUAGGCUACCAACUUUAUCAAACAAACCAGACUCCGACCUCAGCAAGGCAUGGAGGCCCACGGCUCAGCGCGGCUGCUGUCCCGGAAGAGGAAGCGGGAGGGCUCGAACGGUGAAGCAGAGGAUGGAGAGCGGCCUGGCAAGAUCAAGCGCUCCACCAUGGCCUUGAAAGACCCAGCGCCAUUUGCAGAUCAGCUUGACUCCGUGGAAAAACGGCCAUAUCAACGUGUGAGCAUGGAGGAGGCUCGCAAAGGGACUGCAUCGGACAGACCGGUGCGAGUCUAUGCUGAUGGAAUCUUUGAUAUGUUCCACUCCGGGCACGCUCGAGCCCUCAUGCAGGCCAAAGGACUCUUCCCAAACACACACCUUAUCGUGGGAGUGUGCAGUGAUGAGCUCACGCACAAGUUCAAGGGCUUCACUGUCAUGAAUGAGGAUGAGCGGUACGAUGCCGUCAGCCACUGCCGCUACGUUGAUGAGGUCGUCCGCGAAGCACCCUGGACACUGACACCAGAGUUUCUGGCAAAGCACCGGAUUGACUUUGUUGCCCAUGAUGACAUCCCAUACUCCUCAGCUGGAAGUGAUGAUGUUUACAAACAUAUUAAGGACGCUGGGAUGUUUGCUCCAACCCAGCGGACAGAGGGCAUUUCAACUUCAGACAUCAUUACAAGGAUUGUCCGUGACUAUGACGUUUAUGUGCGUCGCAACCUUCAGCGCGGUUACACGGCAAAGGAGCUGAACGUUAGCUUUAUCAACGAGAAGAAGUAUCACCUGCAGGAGCGCGUGGAUAAGGUGAAGAGGAAGGUGAGGGAUGUGGAGGAGAAGAGCAAGGAGUUUGUGCAGAAGGUGGAGGAGAAGAGCAUCGACCUCAUCCAGAAGUGGGAGGAGAAGUCACGCGAGUUCAUCGGCAACUUCCUGCAGAUGUUUGGUCCCGAGGGAGCCCUGAAGCACAUGUUGAAGGAGGGCAAGGGCCGCAUGUUGCAGGCCAUCAGCCCGCAGCAGAGUCCCAACAGCAGCCCCCAGCGGGAGCGUUCGCCCUCGCCCACCUUCCGCCUCCCCUUCUUCACCAAGACGUCGCCACCCUCCUCUCCUCCAUCCCAGCACGGCAGCAGCUCCCGCGGCUACACCUACGCGGCACGGGGACAAACCAUCAGCGAAGAUGACGAUGAUGAGGAUGACGACGAAUAAAUAGGCUGUCCGAGCCAGCCACUCCCUUUUUAAGAUGACUUGCACACCUGAUUCAGCUUAUCUGACUUCAACACCCUCACACUAAUAACUUGCAUUUUAUAAUAUUAUUUUAGAUUUUAUAUGUACUUUUCCCUUGUUUUUCUAUGUUCAUGUAUGUGUAUGUUAAUACUCAUACACCCUGGUUUAUGCAACCAAGAAAAAUGCACUCUGAGAAACAGUGUUCUUGUGGUGAGUAGGUCUGGAUGAGUGGUUUUUAAAAUGGCAGUUUGUCGCCAACAGUAUUGUAGUACUUAAAUCUUCUUCAUGUGUAGGCUGUUUUUAGCACAUGCAGUAUACCAAAAUUUGGAAAUGCAUGAGGACUACAGGACUGAUAAAGAGUUUGAUUCUUGAACUGUGAGGUCUAUCAGUUGGGGCAGGAUGCAACUGCUCCUGAAGGCCAGUUCCUUUGGGUGCGACAUGUACUAAUAAUGUAACUACUAAAGCAGCAAUAAUGCUUGUAAUAUUGUUCGGUGAACGCGUUUGAUAAUUCCUGUGAGUUAUUGUUCAGGUUCAGAUCAGGUUUGCAGUUGGCAGCAAAGCUGUCUGUACAGACACAGAACUGUUGUAGGUGCUUACGGUGUAGCUCCACACCAGCAGCAUACUGCUGAUAGCGGGUGACAUUACUGUACACAUACAGACCCUCUGCUGGUUCCAGGUCACCCUCAGAAUUACUUUGCACUGUGAUUUUUAUUUGUUUUUGUCAGACGUUGCCAGUUAUUUCAUUGUACCGAUUCCAUGGGUACAGGAGUCAUGUUUUGCUGUGUUGAGACAGAUACGGUGGAAGUUUGUGUCUGAAGUGAUUUUGGCACAGUAUGGGAAAGGUCCAUAGAUCAGCAAAAUCUGUUUGCGGAUUGUCUCCCUUUAAAUUUUACCCUACAGAAAUAAGAUGAGUAGAUGAGUCCGUUGUCAGGAUCGGGAGAACUGAAGCAGUUUGGUCAAUAUAAGCAUUUCUAAUAUCUCUUUUGAAGGAACUGAAUAAUCAAGUAACUUAUUACGUUACAAUUUCACAUGCUUGUAAAACAAGGAAUAUUGUUUGAAGAGUUCUAUUACUCCUAUGUGAACUGUGGAAGACUAUAUAAAGCACCGUGACCAUUGUGGUAUUUAAGACUGGCAAAGGUGUGUGUCUGUUACUAGAAGUAUUUUAAGUUUAGUUCUUUAAAACUUGACUUAUUUUAAAAUAGAACGGCUCAGUGAUUGAGUCUUGUAUUUUCUCAGCAAAACCAUUUGCUGUGUAAAUUUCAGAAAAUAAUUUAAAGCGGUUAUUGGCACUGAUUUAUCUUUGUAGCAGAUGGUCAUCCAGGCUUGUUUGUUGACUUAAGUGGCUUGUGAAUGCACCAAUCAUGCAAGGGCAAAAAGUUAUAUCGAAGUAUUUAAAUAAAUGAAAUUAUAAAACAUGA
Molecule: messenger RNA, 2715 nt
Organism: Engraulis encrasicolus (European anchovy)
Lineage: Eukaryota; Metazoa; Chordata; Actinopteri; Clupeiformes; Engraulidae
Gene: pcyt1aa
Product: phosphate cytidylyltransferase 1A, choline a
Exons: 9
Coding region: 146-1279 (377 amino acids)
Biological process (GO): CDP-choline pathway
Cellular component (GO): endoplasmic reticulum
Molecular function (GO): phosphatidylcholine binding; choline-phosphate cytidylyltransferase activity
Source: RefSeq, a predicted model, not a curated record